Molecule: messenger RNA, 528 nt
Organism: Beauveria bassiana ARSEF 2860
Lineage: Eukaryota; Fungi; Ascomycota; Sordariomycetes; Hypocreales; Cordycipitaceae
Exons: 1
Coding region: 1-528 (175 amino acids)
Molecular function (GO): protein binding
Source: RefSeq, a predicted model, not a curated record
AUGGCAAAUGAAUCCUUCCCGCGACCGCUGCGCAACGAGCCUUUGUGCCCACUCCCAGAAGACUAUGCUUUGCGAGGGUUUGCAUUUUCAAAAAACUACUUCCCUGCCGAUUGGUUUUCUAACGAGAAGCUUGAAGAUGCUGAAAAGAUGUUCGAGCCGCCCUCCUUGGGCGACAAGCGACGCCAACGUCUGCAUUGGCUUGGACACCAGAUCUGCAGUCUGGGAACCUGGAUCAAGUGGAACACAGGCUCAAGCCGUUAUACUACGGCCGAGGAGGGUGAAAGGCGGCGACAGGUUUCUAGCACAGAGAGCCCUGGUGGCGGCAAGUACCCUCACUAUGCUGCGCCUGCUGACUUACGGUCUCGAGUCUCUGGUGGCCAAACUGGCUCGCCUGCUCCUUCAAGUUCUCUGCGCCAACCAGGCGUGCCCGCUACCACCAGCCAGCAAGCACCAAUGACCAAGAUGAGCCGGAGCGAUUUUGACGAGACGAUGAUCGACCGUUUAAAUUGCCAAUUCUGUCGCCGCUGA